AUGAGCAUCAUCAACCCAACGUGGCGCAAGGACCUGGGUGUGACCAGCUACCCAGCAAGGCGGCUGCUGUGGGAUUUCAUGGUGGCGCAAGAACAUCAGUUGCGUGAGCUGGGCUGUUCCUUCGGUGAGAUCUCCGCCCAUGAUUCUGAGAAGCUGCUUCGGGUGAUCCUGUCCUCCCAGCAGCCAGACAGGGGCAAGAAGGCCCAGGCCUUCCUCACCACCCAGGGGCUGGAGCCAGAGAUGGUGGCGGAGCUCGUGGCUGAGGAAGUCACCCGAGAAGUGCUGGCGCCUUUGCAAGGAAAAGGGGAAAAGCAAGUCUUAAAUCCAGCAGAGGAGAGCGAGGCGUUCCUGCAGUUGGCCAAACUGUGCCAGGACCCCACCCUGGUUGGCGUGAAGCUAUUGGAUAAAAUUUCAUCUGUCCCUCACGGGGAGCUUGCCUGCACUUCAGAGCUCCUGAUCCUCGCCCAUAAUUGCUUCAGCCUCACGUGUCAUAUGGAAGGGAUUAUUCGCGUUCUCCAAGCUGCCCGAACGCUCACAGACGAACACUUAGCACCCAGUGAAGAAUACGGCCUUGUUCGACUUCUCACUGGCAUCGGCAGGUACAACGAGAUGACCUACAUCUUUGACUUGCUGCAAGAGAAGCACCACUUUGAGGUGCUAAUGAGAAAGAAGUUGGACCCGAGCGGGACCCUCAAGACAGCGCUGCUGGACUACAUCAAGCGCUGCCGCCCAGGAGACAGCGAGAAGCACAACAUGAUCGCCCUCUGCUUCAGCAUGUGCCGGGAGAUUGCGGAGAACCACGAGGCGGCAGCCAAUGUCCAGCUGAAGCUCAUUGAAUCCCAGCCUUGGGCUCUCAGCAGCGUCGAUAAAGUUGCUUACCUGUAA
Elgaria multicarinata webbii is the source of this 885-nucleotide messenger RNA. RefSeq names its product spatacsin-like. The transcript has 8 exons. The record is from RefSeq and is a predicted model, not a curated record. Bases 1 to 885 code for a protein of 294 amino acids. NCBI's taxonomy places the organism in Eukaryota, Metazoa, Chordata, Lepidosauria, Squamata, Anguidae. Gene Ontology annotation, cellular component: synapse; axon; dendrite. Gene Ontology annotation, biological process: synaptic vesicle transport; axon extension; axo-dendritic transport.